Molecule: messenger RNA, 2359 nt
Organism: Cuscuta campestris
Lineage: Eukaryota; Viridiplantae; Streptophyta; Magnoliopsida; Solanales; Convolvulaceae
Source: the annotation of a GenBank genome assembly
CACACCAAAUAAAUAUGGCUUAAAUUUACUAAAAGAUAACAAAUAGAAAUGUAUAAUUGAUGGAGUAAUAAUUCAACAUUUUUAGUAGUAACGAUUCAAUUCGGUAUUUUGAGUUAAGAACUCGUCCCAUAUCGUUAUCAAAACAGUUUGGUUCGUUUCGAGAAACAUAAAUGAUGAUGAUGGGUUCACUCGUCUCCUCAUUGUUUUCUCACUACUAUCUAAUCCUCUUCACCUCUUUUCCUCUCUUGGUUUCCGCCUUCUUCUUCGUCGUCUUCCGCUCGAGGCAUUCCAAGUUCAAAACCAACUUGCCUCCCGGGCCCCCGGGCUGGCCGCUGGUGGGCAACCUGUUCCAAGUUGCCCAGUCUGGGAAGACGUUUUUGCAGUACGUGAGAGAUCUGGAGCCGAAAUACGGCCCCAUUUUCACUCUCAGGAUGGGGACGCGGACAAUGGUCAUCGUAACGCGCGCCGAUUUGGCCCACGAGGCUCUCGUCGAGAAGGGCCAGGUUUUCGCUAGCCGGCCCAUGGAAACCCCGACCCGGACUAUCUUUAGUAGCAAUAAGUUUUCGGUCAAUGCGUCUGUUUACGGGCCGGUCUGGCGUUCCCUUAGGAAAAAUAUGGUUCAAAACAUGCUCAGCACGAGCCGGAUGAAGGAGUUCCGGGGCACCAGAGUCGCCGCGAUGGACAGGCUGGUCGAGAGGAUCGGAACCGAGGCCGAAGCCGAGGGCGGGGCCGUUUGGGUGUUGGCCAAUGCCCGGUUCACCAUUUUUUGCAUCUUGCUUGCAAUGUGUUUCGGUGUUGAGAUGGACGAGAAGAAAAUCGACGAAGUCGAUCGGACGAUGAAGGCCGUCCUCAUUGUUCUCGCUCCGAGGAUUGACGAUUUCCUCCCCAUUUUAAGCCCCUUUUUCUCUGAACAGAGGAAAAGGGUGCUUGAAGUGAGGAAGAAGCAAGUUGAAACAAUCGUCCCGUUGAUCGAGAAGCGCCGCCGGGCACUAGAAAACUCCGACGAGACGGCAACGACGUUUUCCUACCUUGACACUCUCUUCGACCUCCACGUGAACGGCAAGAGCUCCGCACCGACAAAUGCAGAGCUCGUGACCCUGGUUUCUGAGUUCCUCAACGGUGGCACCGACACGACCGCAACCGCGGUCGAGUGGGCCCUGGCGAGGCUAAUCGAGAAUCCCGACAUGCAAUCGAAGCUGUACUCGGAAAUCAAGGGCGUGGUCGGGGACAAAAAGGUCGACGAGAAGGACCUAGACAAAAUGCCCUACCUAAGCGCGGUCGUAAAAGAGGUUCUACGAAAACACCCUCCCACUUUCUUUGCCCUGACCCACGCGGUCACGGAGCCAACUAAACUGGGAGGGUACGACAUACCGGUAGACUGCAACGUCGAGUUCUUUCUACCGGCCAUAUCCGAGGAUCCGAAGAUAUGGACCGACCCCGAGACGUUCAACCCGGAGCGGUUCAUCUCGGGCGGGGAGGACGCCGAUAUCACGGGGGUGACCGGAGUGAAGAUGAUGCCGUUUGGGGCGGGAAGAAGGAUCUGCCCGGGGUUGGGAAUGGCGACGGUGCACGUGAACUUGAUGCUGGCGAGAAUGGUACAAGAGUUCGAGUGGUCCGUUUACCCGGAAAACACCAAAGUGGAUCUCAAAGAUAAGUUUGAGUUCACGGUGGUCAUGAAGAACCCGCUCAGAGCCAAGGUCAAGCCUAGAGAAGUCAAGCCAUGCUGAAUCAUAUUUUGAGUGACAAUAUAAUUAGGCUAAUUAUGACCAGCUAAGUUUGCCAAACAUUUUUUUCGUAACAUCCAAUUCAAUCAGCUAGUUAAAACAGCCAACUCAACCAGCUAUUCAAACCUGCCAACACAAACAGCCAACAACCAACUACUAUUUUCCAAACAAGGCCUUUAUGUAUUGUCCAAUCAGUCUUCUUUUGCUGCAUAAAGUGGUGCGUGACUCCAUAAAGCAAAAGUAAUGAUAUUUUUUACAACCCAAGCAUUAAUUGCAUGGAUUUACAAAAUAUUUUGGAAACUGUGAACUGAUGGAUCUAUUUCAACUUUUCAAUAUAGCCUCAUUGAUUAGUGUGUCUUUUCCCAUCCAAAGCCGACCUAUCACCCCUAUGCUAUAGUACAAAGUUCAAUAUAUAAAGAGAUUGAAACAAAACAUUUUUAAAAUCCUUAACAAUUGCAAUGUAAACUUUGUAAGAAGACUUCUCCAACUUAAGGUUUGAAAGCUCUUCAUCUUCUACGCCUUAUUUACAAUUCUUCUUUUUUGUUGAUAACCUUUCAUUUCCCUUCUUUCUCUAACGACGUUUACUAUAUUGUAGUAUAUUCAUAGAUUAAAUUCAAAAAACUCAAGGACAAAUA